AUGAAGCUGAAAAGCAAACAACAAAGUAGCCUUAGAUGUUUGCAUUUCUACGAGGCUCAGCUUUACAGUCAAGUACAUUCUCAUUUUAAAACUCGUCCACUGAACAUCUCUAAUUUGUCGGGAAUCGACUGCUGUGGAGACCAGCAAUCGAUAAGCCAUCUUCCCCCUUCAAGUGCCUCUUUCCGUGAAGUAGUUCAUUACUUUGACUAUAUAGUCUUGUGGUUUUUCACUCCGUCUACUACAAUCAGGAUGUGCUGCUCUCCUUGCUACUCGUGCAGCUAUUCCUGCACCUCCCCCUGCAAUGGCUGCUGCAGUGGCUGCUGCGGCUGCAACGGCUGCUGUGGCGGCGGCUGUUGCUCGGCUGCGGCCUGCUGCUAUCCCAGCUGUUGUGGCGGUUCCUGUGGACCCUGCUGCUAGAACGGAACUAUCUUCAGAAGGAAAUCUAGGUACUACAU
Drosophila arizonae is the source of this 455-nucleotide messenger RNA. RefSeq lists its product as uncharacterized. The record is from RefSeq and is a predicted model, not a curated record. Lineage: Eukaryota; Metazoa; Arthropoda; Insecta; Diptera; Drosophilidae.